AUGGGCAGUGGGCAGACACAGUCAAGGACCACAGUUCUCUGGCAUCUGGUUAAUCACACUCCCUCCCGAGAGGCACCUAUGAAGGCUUUUGAUGGUAUGAACAUCACCAGGGUGCCAGUAGAUAAGCCAUGGUACCUUCUGAGCACAGAAUACUACACAGCGGAGGAAAGGAGCGUGAAGUGUAAGAGAGAUACCAAAGCAAGAGGUAAUGCAAGAGAAGGACAGUACAAUGUGACCCACAGAUGUGUAGGCCACACACAAGCGAAGCUGAAUAUUGUGUACAUAUCCAUAAACAAGACGCUUUUUCCUUGUAAGGAAAGCUAUGACAAACCUAGACAGCGUAUUAAAAAGCAGAGGCAUCACUUUGCCAACAAAGGUCCAUCUAGUCAAAGCUAUGGUUUUUCCAGUAGUCAUGUACAGGUGUGA
Rangifer tarandus platyrhynchus (Svalbard reindeer) is the source of this 426-nucleotide messenger RNA. The record is from the annotation of a GenBank genome assembly. Lineage: Eukaryota; Metazoa; Chordata; Mammalia; Artiodactyla; Cervidae.